Molecule: messenger RNA, 7441 nt
Organism: Vespa crabro (European hornet)
Lineage: Eukaryota; Metazoa; Arthropoda; Insecta; Hymenoptera; Vespidae
Product: host cell factor 2-like
Exons: 8
Coding region: 1559-3631 (690 amino acids)
Cellular component (GO): Golgi apparatus
Molecular function (GO): protein binding
Source: RefSeq, a predicted model, not a curated record
AAAAAAAUGUGGAGUUCGGUCACAGCAGCUGGCACGGAAAAUGGACCUGCACCACCUUCGAGAAGUAAACACAGUGCGGCGUUACUUGCAGGACACGUAUAUCUCCUUGGAGGUCGAAAUGGAAAUUUACCACUCAAAGAUCUUUGGCGGUAUAGUCUCGGGUGCCGAUGGGUCGAUGUUUCGAAGUACUCUCCGUUACAAUACGCGAGCACCGUAUCUGACCAACAAACCCCAUCUUCUCAUUCCAUGACGACGAGGGGUGCGCGAUGGAAUUUGAACGGGGUUCAGUCUGAUCAAUAAUGCGCCAUUAUUAAAGCCCACGUAUAUCAAGUAAAUCUGCCGCCGAUACUCCACAAUUACGGCUGUUUCCACGGAGAUCAGACAUAGGUGAAUUAAUUGCACCCUCACGCAAUAAUCAGCGGUCGGUGUUCGUGACAUCGAGUUUCUCGUUUCUAUGCAUCGUAUGCGUUAUCUGUUCUCUCUUCUCUCAGUCGACAUUUAAAUUUAUUCCAUUUCCAGAUUUAUUCAAUUUCUUUGCGUCAUUAUAAUCAACAAGUAGACAUAUGCAUAUGUAAAUAUAUAUGGAAAAAUAUACCAAUUAUAUAGUAUAAUUACAAAUACGUCGUAUAUAAAUUUGUUUAUUUACAUAUUUUACUUUUUACUCAAACAUAUUCAGAAAUUUUUCUAACUAAUCUACACAUUUUGAUGACUCCCGUUAAAUUCACAGCACGAAAACGUGCUAUUCUUUAUGAAAGUUAUAAUCUUUGGAAAGUUCAAAGUUCUGCUAGGCUUGGAUAAAGCACGAGCCACCAGUUAUCGGACCACCAGAGCUCUAAAUGUAUUCCCGGCGGGUCCAUUCGGUCAAUAUUGGUAGCUAGAUAGAGUAUGAGGUUGUAUGGACUAUACAUGGCACGCACACAGUUACACUAAAUUUCAAGCUCAGUGGAACGUUGAUGCGCUUGACUCUGAAGCAGGUAGUACAAGGAGAUUUUAUAUGGCAUGUCCGUUAGAUGAGUGUUUCCGUAUUUUGUAAGAUUUUUCUAUUUACGUAAAUAUUUAUCAAUACGGAAGCGAGACAAAUAUUCGACUGCAACGCAAAUGAGAGCAAGAGGAAGAUAAAAAUAUGCUGAAGGAGAGGCUCGAGAUCAAAUGAACACAUGAACGCAUUCAUUGUAAUUCUAAUAUAAAGUUCAAUGUAAAUCCCGGAAAAAAAUUUCAACGUUUCAAAUAAAUAGAAGAAAUGUAUUUUCACUUGUUGAGAUCUUUUUUUUAUACUAAAAAUAGUUGCUUAGUAAUUUAACUUAUUAUAAUAAAAAACAGUAACUUAGGGAGCUUUCUUUGGAGAUCGAUUCACAAAAUUCUCUUUUGCUUGUGAAUAUGGAUGCAAAGCGAGUUAACGUUUACAUCAUUACCGAAGUCAAUGCGAUGUAAGGUUUUGAAGGGAACAAAUACUUUUCAGGCGAACGUGGACGAACGAAUGACUCUCUGUUAAUCAGAAGGGGAUUGUUCGACUGCAGGGUUUGGGUGAAUAUUAAAGCAGCAUCAAAAGAAUUGGACCAUGGCAGUUCGUCUCUCGAGGCCAACUGAAAGCAAGUGGGAAGAAUUACAUCCUGGGGGAGAAAGGCCGCCGGCUCUUCAAGAACACAGUGCGGUAGCAUACAAGGACUGCCUUUACGUAUUCGGUGGAGAACUAGGCUUUUCCGCGGGCACGGAAACACCACUUUGGGUUUACAAUGUCAAGACGAAUACGUGGAGGAAGGUCAGAGCUCAACGAGGUUGCGCGGUUCCUAGAGGUCGCAGAGGUCAUACGGCCUUGGUCCAUCGAGGUCAAAUGCUCAUCUAUGGAGGUUAUCAAGAUUUACGUGGUAGCUCUCCUGAAUUAUGGGCUUUCCAUUUCGAAACAGAAUCGUGGCAUCUAUUAUCAUCUAGCGAAAGUGGUCCAGCUGCGAGACACAAACACUCAGCCGUUUUACAUGGAGAUACUAUGUAUAUUUACGGUGGUAUGACGGAUUUACAAGAGAGAAGCGAUUGCUGGCGAUGGGACGUUAAUACCGCUUCCUGGUUCAUGCUGAAGAAUAAGCCUGGACCGGGUCCACUUCAUGGUCAUGCUGCUUGCAGACUCCCAAGUUGCAUGUUGAUCUUUGGUGGAGAGAGCGGUGGUCUCGCUACCAAUGAAUUAUGGAGGUUUCAUUUCGGUACGGAAACUUGGGAGAAACUAUCUGUACCAGGACCGAAACCUCAACCCAGAGCAGAGAGUGUUGCCCUGGCAGUAUCCGAGUUGUUGAUUCGUGGUACCAGUAGCGAUAAUCCUAAACCAAGAUUAAAAAAUCAAAGGACGAGAUUGUGUAGUAAUAGAAUAUCACCGAAUGAAGCACCUACGAGGCCUAGUUUUCUCAAAGAAAUCUCGAAAUUGUCGCAGAUCAAUCUGUCAAGGUUGAGUCAUCCAACCAAGUGUAGUUAUUCUGUACUCAGUGGACAGGACGAUAAUGAAGAAAGUCCUCAAGAGGCGAACACGUAUUAUCCGUUUCAGCAAGUGGACGUAGAAGCCGUAGAACCUUCGAUGGGAAUGGUAAAGUCUCGAAGUGCCAAUACCUUAGCUCGUAGAAGACAAAAGCCGCCGGAAACGACGACAAAAGCAACUGAAGCUAGCAAUAGUAAUAAUAAUACUGGCAGUGGCAUGACCAGAGAUCCUAUUUCGGUGCCAAAUUUUCGAGCUUUAACGUUACCAACGCCAGUACUAACACCUGUUGAGGCAGCUAGAUUAGUUUUCGUUGAUCCAGACGAGUUGAGCGAUAGCGAGGAGAAAAAAGAACCACCUACCUCGAGACUGAUCGAAGUUCAGGAAGAAAGGAGAGAUUUUUCUUCCACACAUCACGCUUGUCAACCAACCAGAGGUGAAAGCUACAGUUCUCAUCUUUACGAGGCAGCCCUUCAAACUCCAAAGACACCGACCACGUCUAAAAUACCAACUUCAGCAUCUGUCAGAUUCGCUGACCUGGAAGAAGGCGAGGAAUCAACGUCGGAUUACGCGAGCAUUGAAACAAGGAGUCCAGGUGAUCCCUUGGCUGAAGACGAUUGGCCUUCAAAUAAAAAAUCUAAACAGUUGCGUGCUAUCGUCAGUUCAACGACAAUACGUGAAGGCCAAUUUGGUUUUUGCAAUCCGAAUUAUUUGGGCUUGGACGAGAGCAGGAGUCAUUAUCAGCAGCAGCAUCAUCAUCAUCAUCAUCAUCAUCAUCAACAACAACAACAACAACAGCAACAACAACAAGACGGAAAAUAUGCGAAGAUGUUGAACAGUCCACCUGAUAGCGUGUUGGAGGAUGAACCUGGCAGGUCAGCCUCGCAAACAUUCGCUGAACUUCUUGAACUUCAAGAGAUCAGAAGGAUUCCCAGAGCACCGCCUAAGAGUUUGCCUUUGGGAUCACCCUCGAGACGAGCUGUUAGUGCCUCCAGGGCCGAAAGGCAAAGAGCUAAGGUCGCAGCUAAUGAUGGAAACGACUCGGGAACACCUUCGUAUGGACCUGCGCCUUUAUAUGUCUUCUUAGUCGGUGGUAAAGAAAAGGGUCAGGUCACCGUCUUUGCUAGACCUGUCUCUCUUUGGAAAUUGCAGCUAGCGCCGCACAUUUUUUAGAAAUACCUCGGGGAUCCGAUGAUCAAUUCGAUUAUCGAUCCGAUGACAGCUCUGCGUUCUCAACUGUUUACAAUAAUCGUUUCUCUUACUUUAACUUGCUUUUGUUCUUCGUCAUUUUCUUCAAAAUCAUUUUUGUCACGCUCAAUGAAAAAUCUUCUUGUUUUUUUUUCAUUUGUACAUUUUUAAAGUAUAUAUGUUAUCAAACAUUCAUCGAUUGGCUCUCUUUAACGUAUUAAUUUAUUAACUUAUUUAUUAUUAUUAAUAGUAUAAUUAUAUAAUAAUUUAUUAAUAUAAUUCUAUGGAUAUAUUACAUGUGAAAAAUUUUGCAUUGUCCUUGUAAUUUUCGCAUUACACAAACAUUUUUCUAGUUAGCAGGAAAGAAAAUAUUGAAUUCAAAGAUUUUUACAAUGAAACGUAAUGUAGUAUUUAUUUAAAAAAAAAAAAAAAUCACCACGUCACGCCUACAGUCUUUUAUAACGUGCUGUUAUAUCGAUGUCGAAUUUUUUUAAAUCUUUUUCUCCAAUAUCAUUUUGAUAGUGCUCGAGACGAUUUUCCUUAACGAAGAAAUGUAAACUUUGCAGAAUUAUUUUUGGACGUACGUUUAAUGGAUAUAUAAUAACUUAAUAGAAAACGUACGAUCAAAAAAUGUGAUUGGAGCAUUUAAAUAAAAAAAAAAACGCGAUAAUCGAUAUCGAUCAUAACGAUCUAUCGCUGUUUUAACUACAGUAUUUUUGUGUCAUGCUCAAAGUCGUUCAAAAGAAAUCGAUCGACAGAAAAUUUAAGACAUCUGUUUUUCGAUGCUUGUUGUUCUUUCGUGAUACGAAUUCUAGAUACAAAAAAAAUAAAACAAAAAAAUGCAUAGCAUAACGACGACUAAAUUGACUUUUGUAUUUGUCUUACCAAUAGAUAGAUAAACGAACCACACGUACCAUGUAUGCAUUUAACAUAGUGUAGAGAAUUGAAAUUACAUUAUGUUUUUUUUUAUUUUCAUUGAUUAUUAUCCACGCUAAAAUUUUAUACUUUUAAAUUAACUCAUCGAUUUCUAUAAUGCUCGGUAACAUAUCCAUAGUGUAUUGAUUUGUUUGACGAAAUAAACAUGCGGUAUCCAUAGAGACAAUUUUUGAAAGAUAUUCCUAUAACGAAAUAUUCUUUCCUAUUUCAGAAUCGUCAAGUAUUUUAAUUUUUACAUUAAAAUCAUACGUAAUAAGAUUAAUCGCGAAUAUUAUACUUAUUGACUCAAAGUUCAUAUUGAACCGUUCGAUAUAGCGAGAGAAUGUUUUCAACGUAAAUUUGUAUUAAACGAUCACGAUCAAUGUUGAAAAUUGAAACGCAGAUCAAACCAGCGCAAUAUGAACAUAUUGAAUAGAUAUAUUCGCGCGAAUUUUAACUUUGUAAAGAAACAUACGGGUACUUAUAAUCUUAUCAAAAUUUUACUAACGAUUCGCAUUAGAUUUCUUAUAACAAUUCCACGAUACAAUUUUACCACAAUGUAGUCUAAUAUCUAUAAUUAUAUUAUAGAUAUUAUAUGUAAUUAUAUUCCGUAUGUUUAUUUCAACAUCGUUAAGAUCGAUCACACCGAUAAUUCGAUAAGCGCAUACACACGAAAGAAAAUAAUACAUAAUUAAAAAUUAUUUCAAAUUGGCUCGCCUGAUCUGCGUUUAAGUACUAUGGAAUAUGAACUCAAUGUGCGUAGACUAUAAUAUUAGGUUUAAUAUCAGAUUAUAAGCUUAAGAUAAGAUCGACGAUCUUAAGUAUUAAUCGCAAUCGAUUUUCGGUUGUCUUCACAGUGGAUAAUUAAUUGAAAAACGAUUUGUACAGUUCUCUUUCUAUAAUCAUUUUCUUUUUAUCGUAUGAAUGCUAGAAUGGUAAUAGCGCUUGAAAAAUAAUCUCAAUAUUUUUAUUUUACAUUAAGAAAUAAAACAAUAGAAGUAUCCACUGUGGUUGUAUUUACAAUCGUAGAAAAUUAAUUCCGAUAAGCAUAAUGUAAGUAGAAACGGUGAGAUACGAUGGAAAAUUUCUUGCUCGUAUAGAAUUUUUAUGCCCAAGAAGGCCCAACACAUGUAAUCCAUCCAUAAGUAGCUGAAGGUCAACGUGACUCGUUAUAGGCUGGAUAUUGUUGAACUCUCUUAUGUUAUUAAUCGUAGAUAGUGAUAUUAUUUAUUUUUUUCUUCAUAUACCUCAAUAAUUAUAUUUACUUUUAGUAGAUAGGACAAAUAAUUUAUUUGUAUAAGUAAUAAGUAGAAUAAGAAAACCUUUAAAUUAGAAAUCGAUAAAAAUCUAUAGAUAUCAGAAUCCGUGCAAUAUUACAUUCAUAAAUUAUACAAUUCUAAAUAAUUGUAUAUCAAGCCUAUCAAUGCUUUAUUAUAACGAUUGAUUUACUUUUCCAAUUAGGUAGCAUAUUAAAAAGAUUAUUAUUAGAAAGAAGGGUUCUCCAGUAUCCAGCUGCAGGCCACAAGACCCCCGAAAAUCAAUGUUUUCCAUUCGUAGAGCUAGUCAAUUUGAAGUCUCAGUGUACAAAACUAAAGAUAAAUGUUUCAUACUGCGCCCAUGACCCAUUCCCUUCCUUCAAUUUUCCCGAUCAUUGUGUGUAGUUAACGAUCCUUAUGACUGGAUUAAUUUAUUAUUGCGUUGAAUACACAUAUUUGCUUUUGAAAAUAUUAUAAUAUUAUAAUAAUAAUUUACAUAAUUGAAAUAUUAUUGUGUAAGAAGUAUUAUCAAUAAUAUUACUGAAACUAGUUGAAGAAAUCACAUUUGAGGCUUGGACACAUAAAUAUUUUUCAAAACAAGAGUAUAUAAAUCAUUUGUAAACACAAAAUGUUAUUAACAAAAUUAUAAUAACAAGUAUCGUAUCUUUUUCAAGAAUUAUGUUCAAUAUAAUUAUACAUAUCGAGAGAAGAACAUUAAAACAGCCUCUAUAAUGAAACUAAUGUUUAGAAUACAUACGAAUAUAUUGAAAGAUGUGUUCAAUGAUGAAAAACACAUUUGUCAUGUUCAAAGAGUUUAUAGAAAAAAAUUCAAUUUUGAAAAAGUAACAUUUACCAAAAUUCGUUUUUACAAUUUAAUUUAUGAUCUAAUUGUAUAGUGUGAUAUGGUCUUCUAAAAGUUUUACUUAAUUCAUUAAAUAGAUUUUUUUUUCAUAAUAUAAUGUGCAUUAAAAAAACGAAUAAUCCAGUAGUCAAUUAUUACCGUCACCAAUAAUAGUUAUUUACAAAAUAUAUCUAUUUAUAUUUAUCAUAUAAACAAUAUUCAUAUGAAGUUAAAAAAAAUGUCAGUUGGUUCCCAAAACAGUGUAGCUGAUUUGAGUGCCUACAUAUAUUCUUCGUGCAAAUAUAUGCAUUCAGUAUUUUUCUGGUCAUAAAACAAAUACCAAUGACAGUCUUGCCACAUUGUCUUCUAGCUUAUCAUUCGCAAAAAGUAAAAAAAGGAUAACAUAUAUCGACAAGAAAAAAUGUAUCUCGUUCUCACGAAAUUUCAUACCACGAAAGACAAUAUUUUUCCAUUAAUAAAGCCAUAGUGACGACCUUAAUUACUUUUACAUUUAAUAUUAUAUAUAUGUAUAUAUAUAUAUAUAUAUAUAUAUAUAUAUAUAUAUAUAUAUAUAUAUAUAUAUAUAUAUAUAUAUAUAUAUAUAUAUAUAUAUAUGAUUUCACAAAUAUGAAUAAAUGAUAUUCUCCAUUUAGUUAUCAUGCUACACUUUUUUCUCUUAUUUAGAAUAAACAUAAUUGUAUUCAUGUAAUGUACGAAAACAUAUUCAAAGUUGUAACAUUGUGUUCACUAGCCUUUCCGAUAUAAAGUCUGUGCAAAGAUAAA